Colletotrichum truncatum is the source of this 135-nucleotide messenger RNA. RefSeq lists its product as uncharacterized. NCBI's taxonomy places the organism in Eukaryota, Fungi, Ascomycota, Sordariomycetes, Glomerellales, Glomerellaceae. The record is from RefSeq and is a predicted model, not a curated record.
AUGGCGACUUUUGGAAAGAUGGGCACCAUCAAACUGUCGCUCCGUGGUGUCCCCUUGCUCAGUGACUCAAACACCUAUUUGUAUAUCACUCGACUUCUCCCCAUUCGCGAAGCCAUUUACUGCUGGCUUAGAUGA